AUGUCUUAUGACCAUCAGACAGUGUCCAUCCAUCGCUUGAAACUCAAGAACAACCUACGUUUACGGCGCCGGGGCCGGCUGUCCUACACAAGCAUGGCGGAGGCACGUUCCAGUUCGACGUGCACGAGCCCAGGCACAGAACACCCGCGUUUAAGUCUUAGUAGAUUGCCGAGUAGCACCGAUAAGCCUCACCCAACGUCAUCACAGGUCUGUUACGCGGGCCUGGAGUGGUCGCACGAGCACGCUGACCAGUUCGCCAUGGACACGAGAGCCGCAUCGCCACGACAGGCGAAAACCUGGCCGCUGUGUGUGGGCGUUAAGGGCAAGAGAUCAAGGCCUGUGGCCGCACCUGCAAACGCAGGUUCUUAUCUAUCCGAUGUUGGACGAUCGGAUGAUGCUCCUGCUUUUGUGGAACAUGGAUGA
This is a messenger RNA of Aspergillus nomiae NRRL 13137, 423 nucleotides long. RefSeq lists its product as uncharacterized. The coding region runs from base 1 to 423 and encodes 140 amino acids. The transcript has a single exon. NCBI's taxonomy places the organism in Eukaryota, Fungi, Ascomycota, Eurotiomycetes, Eurotiales, Aspergillaceae. The record is from RefSeq and is a predicted model, not a curated record.